UUGGCCCUCCAUUCCAUGGGGUUGCCGCUGCCCAAGGAGAAGGGGUUAAUUCUCAGUCUACAGAGAAAGUUGUGCAGAUGGUUCCAGAGACAGGAGUCAUGGGUUCAGAGCCGAGAUGAGCAGAACCUGCUGCAGCAAAAGAGGAUCUGGGAGUCUCCUCUCCUUCUAGCUGCCAAAGAGAACAAUAUCCAGGCCCUGAACAAGCUGCUCAAGUAUGACACCUGUGAAGUGCACCAGCGAGGAGCCCUGGGGGAGACGGCGCUUCACAUUGCAGCUCUCUAUGACAACCUGGAAGCCGCCAUGGUGCUGAUGGAGGCUGCCCCCGAUCUGGUCUUUGAGCCCAUGACAUCUGAACUCUAUGAAGGUCAGACUGCACUGCACAUCGCUGUCAUGAACCAGAACCUGAACCUGGUGCGUGCUCUGCUUGCGCGCGGGGCCUCUGUCUCUGCCAGAGCGACAGGUGCUGCCUUCCGCCGCAGUCCCCACAACCUCAUCUACUAUGGGGAGCACCCUUUGUCCUUUGCUGCCUGUGUGGGCAACGAGGAGAUCGUGAGGCUGCUCAUUGAACAUGGAGCUGACAUCCGGGCCCAGGAUUCCCUGGGAAACACAGUGCUACACAUCCUCAUCCUGCAACCCAACAAGACCUUUGCCUGCCAGAUGUACAACCUGCUGCUGUCCUAUGAUCAGCACCGUGACCAUCUUCAGUCCCUGGAAUUCGUGUCCAAUCAUGAGGGCCUCACGCCCUUCAAGCUGGCAGGGGUGGAGGGCAACACUGUGCUGUUCCAACACCUGAUGCAGAAGCGGAAGCACAUCCAGUGGACGUACGGGCCGCUGACCUCCACUCUCUAUGAUCUUACGGAGAUCGACUCCUCAGGGGAUGAGCACUCCCUGCUGGAACUUAUCGUCACCACCAAGAAGCGGGAGGCUCGCCAGAUCCUGGACCAGACACCAGUGAAGGAGCUGGUGAGCCUUAAAUGGAAGAGAUAUGGACGGCCGUACUUCUGCAUGCUGGGGGCCAUCUACCUGUUGUACAUCAUCUGCUUCACUGUGUGUUGCAUCUCCCGCCCCCUGAAGCCCAGGACCAGCAACCGCACCAACCCCAGGGACAACACCCUCUUACAGCAGAAGCUCCUUCAGGAAGCCUACCUGACCCCUGCAGAUGACAUCCGCAUGGCAGCGGAGCUGGUGACCAUCUUGGGAGCUGUGAUCAUCUUGCUGGUGGAGAUUCCAGAUAUCUUCAGGUUGGGGGUCACUCGCUUCUUUGGACAUACCAUCCUUGGGGGGCCAUUCCAUGUCCUCAUCAUCACCUAUGCCUUCAUGGUGUUGAUAACCAUGGUCAUGCGGCUCACCAAUACAGACGGGGAGGUGGUGCCCAUGUCUUUUGCCCUGGUGCUGGGCUGGUGCAAUGUCAUGUAUUUUGCCCGAGGAUUCCAGAUGCUAGGCCCCUUCACCAUCAUGAUCCAGAAGAUGAUUUUUGGUGACCUGAUGAGAUUCUGCUGGCUGAUGGCUGUGGUCAUCUUUGGAUUUGCUUCAGCGUUCUACAUCAUCUUCCAGACAGAGGACCCCGAUGAGUUGGGCCAUUUCUACAGUUACCUCAUGGCACUCUUCAGCACCUUUGAGCUGUUUCUCACCGUCAUUGAUGGCCCUGCCAACUAUGAUGUCGACCUGCCCGUCAUGUACUGCAUCACCUACGCUGCCUUCGCCAUCAUUGCCACGCUGCUCAUGCUCAACCUGUUGAUCGCUAUGAUGGGUGACACUCACUGGCGAGUGGCCCACGAGAGGGAUGAGCUCUGGAGGGCCCAGGUCGUGGCAACCACAGUGAUGCUGGAGCGAAAGUUGCCUCGUUGCAUGUGGCCUCGCUCUGGGAUCUGUGGACUCAAGUAUGGCCUGGGGGAUCGCUGGUUCCUGCGGGUGGAAGACAGGCAGGAUCUAAACCGGCAUCGGAUCCGGCGCUACGCACAGGCCUUUCAUAGCCCGAGUGAUGACUUGGACAAAGACUCAGAUGAAAAAAUGGAACUGGGCCACUCACUGGGCCUCCGCCAGUCCUUCCUCAUGCCCUCAUUGUCUCGAAGCUCCUCCCGUAGCAGUACCAACUGGGAAAAACUUCGCCAGGGGGCUUUAAAGAGAGACCUGCAGGGGGUGAUCAACCGGGCUCUAGAAGAUGAUGAUGGCUGGGAGUACCAGAUCUGAGUGUGAGCUCU
Molecule: messenger RNA, 2201 nt
Organism: Ochotona curzoniae (black-lipped pika)
Lineage: Eukaryota; Metazoa; Chordata; Mammalia; Lagomorpha; Ochotonidae
Gene: TRPV6
Product: transient receptor potential cation channel subfamily V member 6
Exons: 15
Coding region: 16-2190 (724 amino acids)
Biological process (GO): calcium ion import across plasma membrane
Cellular component (GO): membrane
Molecular function (GO): protein binding; calcium channel activity
Source: RefSeq, a predicted model, not a curated record